CGCCGCUAGCCAGGGGCCUCGCGAGGGGGGGGGAGGAGGAGGAAGAGGAGGCGGCGGUGGUGGCAGCAGCGGCGGCGGCAGCAGCAGCAGCAGCAGCAGCCGGGGAGGAGGAAGGAAGAGUCAGAGCCUGCUGCGCCCGCCCCUCCCUCGCUUGGGUGUGUACAAGAGGAGCCAGCAGUGAUCGUCGCCCUGAAGAAGGGGUCGGAUCUGGAUCCCUACGAGUUACUUUCCAGGAGCAGCUGUCGGGCCCUCUAGGGAGGCGAGAAAGCGACUCUCUUUAAGGAGCUUUAUGCAGUAAAAAUCUGCCGAUGAGUCCCACAUGCAAUUUGCCAACGUAAGGCCAGCUGCUGUUUCUGCUGCUGCCGUCCCGAUUGCUGAGGAGGGAAGCACUCUUCACCCCCACCUGCCGCGGCCGUUUCCAUUACCUGCCUGUGGGGCAGUCUUGCCAUGUGGGGCUAGGAGAGCUGCAGCGAUUUUCUGCAGUAUUAAGCAGUAAAUAUGGAGGCUGCUUGCAAAACAGAUGGCGGGGAGCAGAGUCAUCCCAGCAGCGGCGUGGAGGCUCCUGGGGACGCUUCUAUGGACAGUUACUUGCGAUCUCAGGGUUUAUAUAGAAAGCGGGUUGCCAAGGAUGGAUCCUGUCUUUUCAGGGCUGUAGCCGAGCAGGUGUUACACUCACAAUCUCUGCAUAUUGAUGUUAGGAACGCCUGUAUAAAUUAUCUUCGGAAAAACAGAGAAAAAUUUGAAGCAUUUAUAGAGGGGCCAUUUGAAGAGUAUUUAAAAUGUUUGGAAAACCCACAGGAGUGGGUUGGACAAGUGGAAAUAAGUGCCCUUUCUCUUAUGUACAAGAAGGAUUUUAUAAUAUAUCAGGAACCAAAUGCUUCUCCUUCACGUGUAACUGAAAAUGGCUUUCCUGACAAGAUACUACUGUGUUUUUCAAAUGGAAAUCACUAUGAUAUUGUUUAUCCUAUAGAGUAUACAGAAAGAGCUGCUUUGUGCCAAUCUCUUCUUUAUGAAUUGCUGUAUGAAAAAGUGUUUUGUACUGAUGUGAAUAAAAUCCUAGUGGAACUUGGUGUGACAGAAGAAAAUAAUGGUAGCAGUGAAGUGUCUGAUUCAGAUUCAGAAGACGACAACUGCAAAAGUAAAACUGCUGCAGUUAAUGAUAUGAAUGGAUUAAAGUCUUUUUCUGGCAACAAGCACCUUAAGAACAAUGGAAAUCCUAUCUCAUUUUUGCCUAGAAAAGUUCUUAAAUCACUCAAUCCGUCAUUUUACAGAAAUGUUGAAUAUGAAGUUUGGCUACAGUCAAAAGAGGAUCAGCAAAAACGGGAUUUUUCCAUUGCUGCUGGCAUGCAAUAUUCAAUUGGAGAUAAAUGUAAAGUGCGCUUAGACCACAAUGGGAAAUUUUAUAAUGCCCAUAUCCAAGAGGUUUGCUCUGAGAAUGGGCCAGUUAUUGUUUUUGUAGAAGAGCUUGGAGAAAAGCAUUCUGUUUCACUGAAAAGCCUUAAACCACUUCCACAGGCAUCUCCUAUGGAGGGCUGGAAUACUGUGUCAGGGAAGAAGAUAAAAAAGUUCUCUACAGCAUGUGGGCAAAAUGUUCAGCCUGAAGCAGACUGCAGAGGGCCAAAGAAUCAAAGCAAGCCAAUAAAAACCCAGUCAGUGCUACCUCCUCGGCAACAGUAUGCUGUGGGAACCAGACAGCAUCAGUUCUCACAGUCUCAGCAGACAUCUACUGAGCACAAAACUCCAGGCAGGAAUCCCUCCCAGUCUGUAAGAAAACCAGACCGGGAGAGAGCUGAAGAUCUAGACUACACUAGCAGAGAUUGUAACUACUUUGGCCUGUCUCCAGAGGAACGCAGAACGAAGCAGGCCAUAGAAGAAUCUCGCUCACUUUAUGAGAUUCAGCAAAGGGAUGAACACGCUUUUCCUGCUCUUUCUAACCAUUUAGUUUGUCAGGCUGCUAUGCAGACUGCUGAUACUUGCGUGAAGAUCCGAGCUGUUAAUGAGAAAAGAAACAGCAGGUGGAAGGCAAAUGUGGAAGAGCGAAAGGAUAAAGAUUCAAAUUCCAGGCAGGUCCACUUCAGUCAGAAGUUUGAGUCAAAUUCAUCUGAGAAGAAUGGUGGAGAUACCAAGUAUCCAAAAGCUUCAUCUCCUUUGAAACAAGGAAAGACACAAUCUCAAUCUCCUGCUGAACAAAAACUGACAGCAUGCUUACCAUGUGUAAAUCCAACUCCCCCUCCUGCCUUCUCUGAGGUGCAUUUGCCUCCUACAGUGCCUUCUAUUCCAGCCAUUGUGCCAGCUUGGCAAAAUGAGCCAACUUAUCGACCAACAGGUAUUCCAACCCAAAUACCUGUUUCUUCAUUGAUGCCGGCCCCGACAACUGGACCUGAUUCUGUUGUAUCCCAGGCAACAUCUGCUCCAGUUGCCGGAGUUCCUGUGUCAAUACAAGCAGUUAACCAGCCUUUGAUGCCUUUGCCUCAGACACUGAAUCCUUAUCAGGACCCAUUGUUCCCUGGAUUCCCUUUUAAUGAAAAGGGGGAGAGAGCCAUUGCACCACCUUAUUCCCUGUGUAAUACUGGGGAUGAUCUACCUAAAGAUAGAAGUAUUCUUCGAUUUUUCUUUAAUCUUGGUGUGAAGCAGAGAGACCAGAGAUUGAAUGGAUCAUGGGGAUGGAGCUCUGAGACUCCUAGAAGUGGUCCAUCUAUGUCAAUGGCAUACAGCUGUCCCAUGUGGGCACCACAUUCUUAUUUGUACCCUCUGCAUCAGGCUUAUGUAGCUUCUUGUAGAAUGUACCCAAAAAUUUCAGUUCCUGUGUAUCCUCACAACCCUUGGUUCCAAGAGGCGCCACCAACUCAGAAUGAAAAUGAAAUGGCACAAACAAACAGACACUUUCCUAUGCAGAAUGAGGCCAGAUCCGAUGAUCAGAGUCUGCAAGUUGACACUAGGUCUCCAUCAUUGCCUCUGAUUAUAUCUACAGCUCAGGUGUCAGAAAGUCAAAGACAGGUCUGUGUAGAAUCCGAGAACCCAGUGCAAGCUCUUCAGUCAGAUCAAGAUGAGUCGGUGAGAGGAAAAAACAUGUUCCUGCACCCUCCAUUUGGACACAAUCAAUUUUUAGGAGCUGUUCCAAUAGCACCUCCUUUUUUCCCUCACUUUUGGUAUGGGUGCCCAUUUCAGGGUUUUAUGGAAAAUUCAGUAGUGAGACCUAAUGUUAUGUCACCUGAGGACAAAGGGGCAGCUGUUAGCCCCUUAGCAAAUAUAUAUCUGGCUGAAGAAUGCAGUUCUCCAGUUCCAGUAACAAGUUGUGUGGAGCAUCUUCGGAAGGUAGUGAGUGAAAGUAGCUCCAGUGCCAUACCUCUCCCUGUGGCCAGUUUGAGCAGCGAAUCUGAUGUCCUGGAUGAAACCUCAGCCAGGAUGCCGAAGAUGGAGCAAAUAUGUACUGCUGUUUCUCCUGCUAAACAAGUGAAGGCUGCACUACAGAAUCAUUCUACACAGAUGCAGGGGAUCGAGAGGCAGACACUGGUGUCACAUGCUUCACCAUCAGUAACAGAGCCACCAAAAAAUGAAAUGAAAAGUAAUAUUCCCGGUCAUAAGGAAAAGCCAGAGAAAGCCAGAGAUGCCAAGGCUACUGAUAAUUUACAGGCCAACUUGGUAGAAAGCAGGACACACAGAGCAAGGGAAGAGAGCUCUGAAGAUGAAAAUGAGGUGUCUGAUAUGUUGAGAAGUGGUAGAUCCAAGCAAUUUUAUAAUCAGACUUAUGGCGGUGGCAGAAGGCCAAGAAAUGAAUGGGGCUACCCUUCUAGUCGGGGAGGAUACCAGUACCCAAGAAAUGAAGAAGCCUGGAAAGGACCACCGAACAGAAGCAGAGAUGAAGGUUACCAAUAUCACCGAAAUUUUAGAGGGAGGCCAUAUAAAAAUGAUAGAAGAAGGGCAAUCAUGGGAGAUAAUCAGAGGGGGCAUCUAGCAUAGGCAUGUCUUAUUGGAAAGUUUCAAAUGCCAAUACAAAUUUCAAGGAGAGACAUCUAAAAUCUUCCCAGUUUUUUUUGUUUUGUUUUAAGAUAGGGUACACUUGUAACCUCAAAGUAAGGCCUGGGGGAAACGAACUCCUAGUCCUAGCGUUAAGUUUCUUGGCAAUUUAAAUAUUAAGUUUUUUGGUUGAGGAAUUUUUUCCAAUUUCUGGAAGUAGAAAAUAAAAUUGUUUUAAAGUAUAAAAACAAUACAGUUCAAUAUUGAACUUUUUUCCAUAGAGGUUUGAGUUUGUGAUACAAUAAAAUGUUUACUGGAAUGAUACAAAUAUAGUAUUUGACAUGAUCUAGGUUCUAAAACUGAUGGUAGUGUUGCACCAAAUAUAAAUGUAUAUUUUAUCAUACAAUGCCUUAGUUCUAAACUGAGCUAAAGGAAUUUUCAGCCUACCGCACUGUUGUCUUUGACAUGCUUCCAACCCAAAGGCCUUUCAUCUCAAAAUCUGUCAAACUUGAAUGUUUCUCUUUAGUGUGUUACAUCUAUGGCAGUCAGCUAACUGUGUCUUAGAUAUGUUGUAUAUAGUUCUUUUAAUAUUCAUAGGGUAUAUUUUUUUGAAUUUUAAAAAGCAUUUGUUGAAAUCAAAAUUGAGACAAGCAGUCAAGAAUAGCUGUGUGUGCAUUGAUAGAAAAUUCAGUGGAAUGGCUGUUUCCACCAAGAAUUCUUAACACUGGUGUGACUAUAAUGGUGCCUAUGCCAAUUAAAUAUUUACAAAGACAAUAAAAAAUGUAGAUGCUAUGCAUUUCCAAAAUAUUCUGCAUCUGUUAUAAUAGCAGAAGUUUUUUAAUGCCACUUUAACACUAAUGCACUGACAAAUCCUAAAUAUUUUGUGAGCAGAAAUGCAUAAAAUACAAGUUACAUUUUUUUUAAGUUUGUAUGAUGAGCUACUGUUCAGCUUUUUUGUUGUUGCACUGUUGAUGCAAAUUGGUUACGCUUUUGCAUGUACAAUUCAUUGCUGGAACUCCUUUUUAAAAACAAGAUGUGGUUUUCAAAAUAUAUUCUCUAGAGUUCAGAAGAAAGCGGCUUCUGCCUUAUAUUUUUACACUGUGUGUCAGAGUUCUGAUUGCUGUUUCUUCUGACUCUUAAAGAUGAUCUUUGCAGUGUUCCUGAUUAUUGCCUUUGCAGUUGGGAUAUUCAGCUAUCCAAACUCGAGAGUGCAGUGUGCACACUAUUCACUCAGCUCUGUUGCUUUGUAAAAUUAACAGUUGUGUAUAUUUUUAUAUCUCUGUAUAUACCAGUGUAAAAGGUGAUCGUGCCCUUUUAUUCAUGUCUAUGAGAUUGUAUACCUUUGAUCAGGAAACUUGAGUGAUACUGUUAUAUAUAUGACGAAGCAAUUCUUUUCAGAUGCAUGCCAUGUAUAAAACACCUAAUUAAAAAUAAAUGUUUGUCCUUUCA
Molecule: messenger RNA, 5406 nt
Organism: Chelonia mydas (Green sea turtle)
Lineage: Eukaryota; Metazoa; Chordata; Testudines; Cheloniidae
Gene: OTUD4
Product: OTU deubiquitinase 4
Exons: 23
Coding region: 499-3960 (1153 amino acids)
Biological process (GO): negative regulation of interleukin-1-mediated signaling pathway; negative regulation of toll-like receptor signaling pathway; protein deubiquitination
Molecular function (GO): K63-linked deubiquitinase activity; cysteine-type deubiquitinase activity
Source: RefSeq, a predicted model, not a curated record